GCCAGUUGAGAAAAACUGUACUAAUCAUUAUUGUUUGACAAUUAGAAAAGUGCAAUUCACAAACUAACUAAAUCGAGACACAGUUGAAAACAUUUUAAAAUGAAAAUAUUUGUGGCGCUAACUGUAGUGGCGCUGUUGAGUUUCUCCUCAGCUGUCAUCACACCCGAUCAAGCCAAAGCUGAUGUGGUUGCCCACAUAGAACCGCAAAUCUUCAAUCUAUUAUCCAUACCCAAUGUGGCAAGAGCUGGCGGCGGUAUCAAGUGUUACGACAAAUAUUUACCCCUUAUAACGGCAGCAACCGAAAAUUCAAAAAGCGAUACUGAAGCCUGUAUUUCCCGGGCAGCUUCUCGACGUGAGGAUGAAUUGAAUAAAGUUAAAUCAGAGCGUGAAAAUCUUGAUGCUCAAGUGCGAAAUGUAGAGGAUACCUUAAGUGUUUGUUUGCAGAAGGAAGACGAUUUGGAGUAUCUUAAAUGUUUAAAGGAGAAUUCUCUCAAUUUGCAAACAACUAUUAAUGAAGUGGGUUCGACGUCCUCAAGUUUGUCGGAUAAUUUAUCUGCGUCCUAUAAGAACAUUGAUAGUACAGAGGAUAAUUGUAUUAAGGCUGUUAUUACCAAAUCUAAGGCUGUUAGCGAUGAACUUUUGGCUGCUUUACAAAAUUGCUUGAUGAAUGGUCUGGAUGAUGGCAGUUCUGAUGGUGGUUCCGAUGGAGGUUCUGAUGGAGGUUCUGAUGGUGGUUCAGAUGGUGGUUCAGAUGGUGGUUCAGAUGGUGAUUCCGAUGGUGGCUCAGAUGGUGGUUCUGACGGAGGAUCUGAUGGUGGUUCCGACGGUGGUUCAGAUGGCGGUUCUGAUGCUGGUUCUGAUGGAGGAUCAGAUGGUGGAUCAGAUGCUGGCUCCGAUGGUGAUUCUGAUGGAGGUUCAGAUGCUGGUUCAGAUGGUGGCUCCGAUGGUGGUUCCGAUGCUGGCUCCGAUGGAGGUUCUGACGGAGGAUCAGAUGGUGGCUCCGAUGCUGGUUCAGAUGCUGGUUCUGAUGCUGGUUCAGAUGGUGGAUCCGAUGCUGGUUCUGAUGGUGGUUCCGAUGCCGGUUCAGAUGCUGGAUCUGAUGGUGGCUCCGAUGCUGGUUCAGAUGCUGGCUCCGAUGCUGGUUCUGACGGAAACUCUGAUAGUGGUUCUGAUGGUGGUACUGAUGGUGGCGUUGAGCCUAAUCCUGAACUACAACCUGAAGAGGAUAUUCCAGCAUAAGUAUUCGUAUAGUUAGUUGGGUUACGUACUUAAAUUGGUUAAGAAAACAUAAAUAUUAAAAUGUUUAGUUUAUUAGGAAUAACAAUCAAAAUAAAUUUUAAGAAAUCAGAAUAUUUAAUUGAUAUUUUUAUAUUGCGAAAACAUUUAUCAUCAGUUUUUAAAUGGAUAAAAAAAUGAAAUAAAACUGCAAAAUUUGCAACUUUUGACCUUGAUUAAA
Calliphora vicina (urban bluebottle blowfly) is the source of this 1456-nucleotide messenger RNA. RefSeq names its product keratin, type I cytoskeletal 9-like. The coding region runs from base 100 to 1239 and encodes 379 amino acids. The record is from RefSeq and is a predicted model, not a curated record. NCBI's taxonomy places the organism in Eukaryota, Metazoa, Arthropoda, Insecta, Diptera, Calliphoridae. The transcript is spliced from 3 exons.